AUGAGAACCACACGCAUCAUCUCGUUGACGAACAUGUGCGUCGCCACGUCGGCGCUGGCGUUCCAGGUCUUCGUCCUGUACCCAUGGCAUCACCAGCUGCAGCAUGACUUUGAGGACCUGAAGCGCGAACACAUGCGCGUCCUGAAGACCAUGGGCAGCACAGUGAUGAUCCGCAACCCCCAACAUCUGGUACUGCAACUCUCUGUUGCUCCCACCAGACGGUCCAUCUCGGCAGCAGCCUCGUCCUAUCACGGCUCCGAAAAGGCUCCUCCGGCAGCCGUGGCCACCGCGACAGCCACUGCGACAGCCACUGCGACGCCGACCAAAGCAGCGGUGCGCGCCGUCAGGAUGAGCGUCGAGCCGGCACCGUCGUCGCCCUCAUCGGCCAUGGCCCAGCCACGAUCGCGAUCGGAAGAACGCCCCCCGUCAUCGCCGUCGUCACAGGCCAAGGCCCAGGUUUCGACCGAAGGCUCGCGCCGUGUUCUGUCAUACUUUCCGCUGGGGUACAAGGAGGCGGCCCAGCAGUGGUGGACCAGCGUCUCAGCCUCGGCAGCAGAGCGAGGCGUGCUCUCGCAUGUGCGGCAUCUGUGCGAGGCCAAGACCGGCUCACAGCCAGAUCUUGCGCCGACUCCUACAAAGGACCCCUACGGACCCCGGCUUUGGCGGUCGCAGAUGGUGACCCUCUCGGGCAAGAACCGGGCGCUCAACGAAUACUCGAUCGAGCGGACGGGCGAGGAGGCGACCGACACGCUCGUCAUGCUGCAUGGCUACGGAGCCGGACUCGGCUUCUUCUACCGCAACUUUGAGCCACUCAGCCAGGCGCCCGGCUGGCGGCUGUUUGCUCUCGACAUGCUCGGUAUGGGCAACUCGUCGCGGCCGACGUUUCGCCUGCACGCCAAGGACAGCGACGCCAAGAUCACCGAGGCCGAAGCCUGGUUCGUCGACGCGCUCGAGGAGUGGCGCCAGGCCCGUCGCAUCGAGCGCUUCACCCUGCUGGGACACUCGCUGGGCGGCUAUCUCGCCGUCGCCUACGCCCUCAAAUAUCCCGGCCACCUCAACAAACUGAUCCUGGCCUCGCCCGUCGGCAUCCCCGAGGACCCCUACGCCGUCAGCCCGGACCUGCCCGAGCCCCAGGAGUCCACCCUGGUGGCCGAGUUCGCGCAGGAUCAGCAGCAGACCGUGGCCCCUCCGGGCGGCCAUGUUGUCAAGAUCUCGCCCAGCUCCUCAGCCACAACUUCCAGCCCAGCCACAACUCCCAGCCACAACUAUCGCUACAACCAUAACCACCUCAACAAGGCCGCUGCUGCCAGCAGCAAACGUCCUGUCCGUCGACCGCUGCCCAGUUGGCUCGUCUGGCUCUGGGAUGCCAACGUGUCGCCCUUUACGUUUGUGCGCGCUUCCGGGCCGCUGGGCCCCCGUCUCGUCUCCGGCUGGACAUCACGCCGCUUCAGCCACCUGCCUGCCGACGAAGCCGACGCCCUGCACACGUAUUCCUACAGCCUCUUCCGCCAGCGCGGCAGCGGUGAAUAUGCCCUGCCCUAUCUUCUGGCCCCCGGCGCCUAUGCCCGUCGCCCCGUCAUCAAGCACAUCCAGGACGUCGGUCGCCAGCUCAUCCCACCGUCCGUUGCUGCUGCUACCGGCACCAUGGCCACCCGCGAGACCGGCUACCCUAUCGUCAUGCUAUACGGUGAUCACGACUGGAUGGAUGUCGCUGGCGGCUUUGCGGCCGAGCACAAAAUCAAUUCCCGCAUCGCCCAAUCGCGUCUGGACGGCUCGCCCGACACCGGCAGCGCAAAGGUUAUCCUCGUUCGCAACGCCGGCCACCACCUCUAUCUGGACAACCCGGACGACUUCAACAAAUACAUCCGCACCGAGCUCGAUGACACCAAGCUGUCUGAAGAGCAGCGGAGAAAGCAGCAGCAGCAGAAGGAGCAAGCCUCCCUCACGUAA
This is a messenger RNA of Grosmannia clavigera kw1407, 1950 nucleotides long. RefSeq names its product alpha beta hydrolase fold family. Gene Ontology annotation, cellular component: mitochondrial inner membrane. Gene Ontology annotation, biological process: cardiolipin acyl-chain remodeling. Gene Ontology annotation, molecular function: A2-type glycerophospholipase activity. The transcript has 3 exons. The record is from RefSeq and is a predicted model, not a curated record. The coding region runs from base 1 to 1950 and encodes 649 amino acids. NCBI's taxonomy places the organism in Eukaryota, Fungi, Ascomycota, Sordariomycetes, Ophiostomatales, Ophiostomataceae.